AUGAAUAUUCAGCCGUUAGCGAUUGGCAACGAUCCUAUAAUGGAAGAUAUUAAGGCGGAUGCUGCGAAUACAGAAACAUUAGGGCUUCGAUCAUCUGUGGAAGCGGAAUUAGAUAUAACAUCUCCCGUAAGACGACCUACACGCGGCCAUGGAGCUGGACCAGAGGAUCUUACUUCGAACGAAAAGGCUGGAUUCGCUUCAAAAUCUCGAAGAGGAAAGAAAUUACAGAGGGAGAGAGUGCAAAAGAUGUUCAAAAAGGAGAAAGCAAGACAAGAGGCACUCGAUACUUACUUUCCUUGUCAUGCCUUUAAUCAAGAUGGCUCGAGCUCCCCAAAUGAGACUAUCGGUGCUUAUUUCGGAUACGCGUGCUAUUUACAAGUAGAGGCUCGCUCAUCAUUUUAUGGGCUUCGUAGUGCUGGGGAUGUCUAUUUUACCUGGGACGAUAUCAAGAACUCCUCGAGAAAUCUCAUGGUAUAUUCUAGCAAUGUUCUCGAUUUGGAUCUCUUGAACUGGUUCAACACCAUUCAAGUUUCCGUUUCCUCCAGAUUUACCACCCUUGCUGAUAGAACGACCACCGCCAAUGCAGCAGUUUGCGGUAGGGAUGUUACUCACGCAUUCCAGUCAUCAGAUGAUAAGAAGAUUGCGCAAUGUUUCGAACAGAUUAUCAAAGUUGGAAGUGUUGAUACUAAAUCUGUUGGAUGUAUCGCUUCUAAAGUUGUCCUUUAUGUAUCCUUGGCAUUCAUUCUAGCCAUCGUCUUCGUCAAGUUUAUUUUAGCUUUGAUAUUUCAAUGGUUUAUCGCUUCAAAAUACGCUGCCUCAAAAACUUCUCAGUCAUCCGAUCCUAAGAAGCGCCAACAACAAAUUGAAGAGUGGUCCGAUGGUAUCUACCGAGCUCCUCCAAGAAUGGCCGAGUGGGAGCCAUACGGAUUUCCCUUAGCUCACGCAAUUCUUCUCGUGACGGCCUAUUCUAAAGGUGAACUUGGUAUCCGUACGACACUCGAUUCCAUCGCUACAACCGAUUAUCCAAACAGUCACAAAACUAUCUUAGUCAUUUGUGAUGGUAUCAUUAAGGGUGAGGGUGAACCGAGGACAACACCAGAUGUUGUUCUUGGUAUAAUGAAGGAUUUUGUAACCUCUGUAGAAGAAGUUCCGGCUUUCUCUUACGUAGCGGUGGAAAAAGGAUCGAAGAGAUAUAACAUAGCCAAAGUUUACGCUGGAUUCUACAACUAUAAUGCUGAUUCUACUAUCAACACUAACAAACAACUUAGAGUGCCGAUGGUGUGCAUUGUAAAGUGUAGUACUCCCGAAGAGUCUACACACCGCAAACCUGGAAAUCGAGGCAAGCGCGACAGUCAAAUUAUCUUAAUGUCUUUCCUACAAAAAGUAAUGUUCGAUGAACGUAUAACCGAAUUGAAGUUUGAGAUCUUUAAUGGGUUUUAA
Molecule: messenger RNA, 1440 nt
Organism: Sclerotinia sclerotiorum 1980 UF-70
Lineage: Eukaryota; Fungi; Ascomycota; Leotiomycetes; Helotiales; Sclerotiniaceae
Exons: 3
Coding region: 1-1440 (479 amino acids)
Cellular component (GO): cell septum; cell periphery
Molecular function (GO): chitin synthase activity
Source: RefSeq, a predicted model, not a curated record